Molecule: messenger RNA, 2395 nt
Organism: Eriocheir sinensis (Chinese mitten crab)
Lineage: Eukaryota; Metazoa; Arthropoda; Malacostraca; Decapoda; Varunidae
Product: eukaryotic initiation factor 4A-I-like
Exons: 8
Coding region: 16-1335 (439 amino acids)
Molecular function (GO): RNA binding; RNA helicase activity; ATP binding
Source: RefSeq, a predicted model, not a curated record
CACCGUCAAGUCAACAUGUCUGAUAAAUACGACCACCAAAAGGAAGAGGAGUGGGGAUCAGGGGGCGGCGGCGGCGGCGGCGGUGGCGGCGGCGGCAGCGGUGGCGGCUCCACCACCCCCAGCGGCGGCAAUGGGGACAACAAGGACUAUGAUGGCCCCGCUGGCAUGGAUGUGGACGGCGUCAUUGAAUCCACAUGGACGGAGGUGGCCACGAGCUUCGAUGACAUGAACCUGGACGAAGCUCUCCUGAGAGGUAUCUACGCCUAUGGUUUUGAGAAGCCGUCGGCCAUCCAGCAGAGGGCCAUCAUGCCCUGCAUCAGGGGCCACGACGCCAUUGCUCAGGCACAGUCUGGCACGGGCAAAACGGCCACCUUCUCCAUCUCCAUCCUGCAGAGGAUUGACGUUAAGUCCAACGAGACGCAGGCGCUCAUCUUGGCCCCCACCAGGGAGUUGGCUCAGCAGAUCCAAAAAGUGGUGUUGGCGCUUGGCGACUAUAUGAACGUCAGCUGCCACGCCUGCAUUGGUGGCACCAACCUGCGGGAGGACAUGCGGCGCCUGGAGAUGGGCGUUCAGAUCAUCGUGGGCACGCCCGGCCGUGUGUACGACAUGAUCAACCGCAGAGUACUGAAUCCCAAACACAUAAAGAUGUUCGUGCUUGAUGAGGCUGACGAGAUGUUGUCGCGAGGGUUCAAGGACCAGAUCUACGAUGUGUUCCGCUUCCUGCCCAGCGAGGUGCAGGUGGUGCUCCUCUCUGCCACCAUGCCCGCCGACGUCAUGGAUGUCACCACUAAGUUCAUGCGUGACCCAAUCACCAUCUUGGUCAAGAAGGAGGAGCUCACCCUAGAAGGUAUCAAGCAGUUUUAUGUGAACGUUGAGAAAGAGGACUGGAAGCUGGAGACUCUGUGCGAUCUGUACGAGACUCUCACCAUCACUCAGGCUGUUAUCUUCUGCAACACGCGUAGGAAGGUGGACUGGCUCACCGACAAGAUGCACCAGAGGGAUUUCACGGUGUCCGCCAUGCACGGUGACAUGGACCAGAAGGAGCGAGAUGUUAUCAUGCGUGAGUUCCGCUCCGGUUCCUCCCGUGUGCUCAUUACGACUGACUUGCUGGCCCGAGGCAUUGACGUGCAGCAGGUGUCGCUGGUCAUCAACUAUGACCUGCCCACCAACAGGGAGAACUACAUCCAUAGGAUUGGUCGAGGCGGUCGCUUCGGUCGAAAGGGUGUGGCUAUCAACUUCGUGACCUCCGACGACACCAGAAUUCUCCAGGACAUUGAGGAACACUACCGGACCUCCAUUGAAGAGAUGCCCAUGAACGUGGCUGAUUUGAUUUAAUCUAGGUGAGAAAGUGGCAACAAUAAGGCCUCGGUUGUUGUUGCUUUGACCUGCGCUCUUUUGACAGUCGGUUGUUGUGGUGCACUCACUCACAUACACCCGCCUGCCUGCCGCUGCUGCUGUUGUUGCCCAAUCGAACGCUGGCCUAUCUUGAUCUUACCCCCCGAGAGCUUGGACACGCACAGUCUUGCCGCCCCGAGUCAGGAGCUGUGCCCGUGCCUGAGCCCGAGUCUGAGCCGUGUGUCUCCCAGAGUUGGCUUGGAGUCGAGCGAGUGUUCCGGGCGGACACUUGUCGUCACAUUUUGCCUGUCUAUUGAAAGAUAUCCAGGUGGUUUUCAUGGUUUCCAGUAGUAAUUAGCUCUAGCCCUAAGAAAUAUUAAAGGGGAUUCCCCUUGUUAUUUUAAUUUUUGUAAGGAAUAUUUAUACAUAGUGUGAAGGCAAAGAGAAAGAGGGACUCGACAGAACCGCCCUUAGUAGCGGCGGCACCCUGUCCCCCCUCCUACCAGCCUCCUCCUUCUUCCCUUUCCUCUUUCCCUCUUCCUCUUCUUCUUUCUCUUCCUCCUCCCCCGUCUUGGGCUUCCUCCUUAGCACCCCUGUACUGUUGGCCUUGCCGAUGCCUCUUUUUGUACUCCUCUCAACCUUUUACAUUCUCCUUCACGUUGUUGUCACAAGCAUGGGAAGUAAGUGCAGUUUUAAUCAGAAUUUAAAAAAGCAGAGUCAAGUAAAAGAAACUAAGGUUGAGUUCUUUAGAAACCUUAUAUCAUUAUGUUCUAUAUGUCUGAUGUGCUUAAGAAAGAUAGUUCUAGGUGUAUGGCAUGGUUAUUAUAUACAGAAGAGACGUCGCCGGAAAUCACUGUCUAUCAAUAUGUAUGAGAAGCUUUGGUGUAUUUAUUAAUAAAACUUGUAAACACCACACCGCCAUGCUUUCAUUGGUUCAUCUCUUGGUGCUUUUUCUCGGUUCCGUGUGUGGCCUAAUGCCCCGUCUUUGUACUUCCAGGUCAUGACAGCUGUGAUGAAAGGGUCAAUAAAACGGCAAGUCAGCGUACCCAUGGCAUUAUUA